Messenger RNA from Corvus hawaiiensis (hawaiian crow), 1766 nucleotides. RefSeq names its product crystallin zeta like 1 (gene CRYZL1). The record is from RefSeq and is a predicted model, not a curated record. The transcript has 10 exons. Lineage: Eukaryota; Metazoa; Chordata; Aves; Passeriformes; Corvidae. Bases 551 to 1453 code for a protein of 300 amino acids. Gene Ontology annotation, molecular function: oxidoreductase activity.
CAGUCAGUCAUCUUUUUAUAAUGAAUGACUGAGGUUAGAAUAAUUGGUAAGGCUAAAUUAACCAUAUAUUUUCAAAAUUAAAUUGCUGUCACAUGAAUAACUUAUAAAUGGAAAAUUUGUUCUAAGAAUGUUCUCUUAGGAUUUGAAAUAUGGUGUUGUAUUAACCAACAAAUUGUGAAUGAAUGCCUUAGGAGAGAAGAGUUAUUUCUUAGGGACAUUCUUUCACACCUGUUUAUAUUUUGUGUGCUGAAUCAAAGGAUUAGAGGAUGACUGAAGUUCUGAAAAUAGGACAGAGUGGAGAGUGAUGUGGGGAGAAUGUGUGUGUGGGGAUUGUGGUCCUUCUUGCAUUAUUCCCUCAUUGCACAAGAGCUGCUCCGGGCAGCUCCUCUAGACUGGUUAUUCCCUGGAUAAACCCUGGAGACAGCUCCAGGUGUGCACAAGCAUAUUUUUAAUGGGAACUGUGAAGACUGGACACAGCAGCCAAAUGUGCAAGGCAAAGCCCUUUGGUCUAAAUGGAGUGUGAGAUUUGUGUGGGAGAGGGAAGAAAAGAAUGGUUUUCCCUGGGAUGGAGGGGACAUUAAUCCAGGAGACAGAGCAGGUGCCAGAACCUCCUGUUCAGGAGAGUUCUGUGGCCAGUGAAGGAAUUUUGCCCCUGGAUUCUGAGGAGUCUGGUGUCUGUGAAGUUAUCCUGGUUCACGAGCAUUAUUUGGUUCACAAGCCACAGAAGGUCUGUUGGGCGGAGGCAGCCGGGACGGUCCGGGACGGGCUCCGCGCGUACACGGCCCUGCACUACCUGUCCCAGGUGUCUCCUGGCACAAGUGUCCUCGUCCUGGAUGGAGCAAGUCCGUUUGGUACCAUCGCGAUUCAGUUGGCUCAACACAGAGGGGCCAAAGUCAUCUCCACUGCCCACAGCCUGGAGGACAAGCAGUACCUCGAGAGGCUCAGACCUACUGGGGAAGGAGGCCGGCAGCCUUUGGUGGCCCGAGUGAUCGACGUGUCCCAUGGGAAGAUUGACGUGGCCGAGAGCUGCCUGGAGGAGACGGGCGGGCUGGGCGUGGACAUCGUCCUGGAUGCCGGAGUGAGGUUAUACAGUGCUGAAGAUGAACCAACUUCCAAAUCCCAGCUGCUCCCUCACAAACACGACAUCAUCACUCUGCUUGGGGUUGGGGGACACUGGAUAACGAUGGAAAAGAACCUGCAGCUGGAUCCUCCAGACAGCCAUUCAUUGUUCCUUAAGGGAGCCACAGUGUCCUUCCUGAACGAUGAGAUCUGGAACUUGUCCAAUGUGCAGCAGGGGAAAUAUCUCGCCAUCCUAGAAGAUAUCAUGGAGAAAUUAUCAAGUAGCGUUUUCAGGCCUCAGCUGGAUGAACCGAUCCCAUUGUACGAAGCCAAAGUUUCUAUGGAAAUAGUUCAGAAGAAUCAAGCAAGAAAGAGACAAGUCAUCCAGUUCUGACACACAACUUCUGAUUUCUCAGCCUGGGGAAGAUAAAGAAAUGUAAUGUAUCUGUGGAGUAAAUCAGCGUACACUUGCAGGCAGUUCUGUAAACAGAAUUUAAACAUCCUUUGUACCUCAGCACAAAUGGUCUCUGAAGCUUCCAUGACUUCAGGGUUUUUUUAAUUCCCUUGAGCAGAAUGUUCCCAUCAGCAGCUUCUAAAGAAGGAGCCUUGAAAUAAAAAUCUUGUCUGCCCUGCCCCAGGUACAAAUGUCAGAAACAUCUACAGGCGAACUCAGUCGCUGUUGGUUUACCCUAAGAAAUUAAAGAGGG